CACAGUCCUUUUCGCCGCGCGGCACCGCCUUCCGGCCCAGUGGCGGCUCAAGAUGGCGGCCGACAGUGAGCCCGAGUCCGAAGUGUUUGAAAUCACCGACUUCACCACCGCCUCCGAGUGGGAGAGAUUUAUUUCAAGAGUUGAAGAGGUUUUAAAUGACUGGAAGCUUAUUGGUGUUUCUACAGGCAAACCUUUAGAAAAGGGAGUGUAUACCACAGAAACAUGGGAGGAAAGAUCAGAUGAGAUCUCUUUUGCUGAUUUCCAGUUCUCUGUCACACAUCAUUAUCUUGUGCAAGAAUCCAGUGAAAAGGAUUCCAAAGAGGAGUUAGUAGAAGAUGCUCUUCCGGUUGCUAUGCAAGAUCUACUGUGUAUGAACAAUGAUUUUCCUCCCAGAGCACAUUGUCUGGUGAGAUGGUAUGGCUUGCGUGAAUUUGUGGUCAUUGCACCAGCAGCAAAUAACGACGCUGUUCUUAGUGAAUCUAAAUGUAACCUCCUCCUAAGUUCGGUUUCUAUUGCAUUGGGAAAUACAGGGUGCCAAGUGCCAUUAUUUGUGCAAAUUCAACACAAAUGGCGAAGGAUGUAUGUUGGAGAGUGUCAGGGUCCUGGAGUUAGAACAGAUUUUGAAAUGGUUCAUCUUCACAAAGUGCCCAGUCAGUAUACUCAUGUGUCAGGACUAUUGGACAUCUUCAAAUCCAAGAUUGGUUGUCCAUUAACUCCACUGCCUCCAAUUAAUAUAAGUAUUAGACUUACAUAUGUCCUUCAGGACUGGCAGCAAUAUUUCUGGCCCCAACAGCCACCAGAUAUAGAUGCUUUGGUUGGAGGAGAAGUUGGAGGGCUAGAAUUUGGAAAGUUACCUUUUGGUGCCUGUGAGGAUCCUAUCAGUGAACUCCAUUUAGCAACUACUUGGCCACAUUUAACAGAAGGUAUAAUUGUGGACAAUGAUGUUUAUUCAGACUUGGAUCCCAUGCAAGCCCCUCAGUGGUCUGUGAGAGUCCGAAAAGCAGAUAAUCCACAGUGUUUAUUGAGUGACUUUGUUACUGAAUUUUUCAAGCUGUGUCUUCGGAAGGAAUCAACUGAUGAGAUUCUUGGAAAAUCAGCAUUUGAAGAAGAAGGAAAAGAGGUUGCUGAUAUAAGCCAUGCUUUGUCAAAGCUUACGGAACCAGCACCAGUACCAAUCCAUAAACUGUCGGUGACAAAUAUGGUUCACACUGCAAAGAAAAAGAUUCGUAAACACAGGGGUGUAGAUGAGUCACCGCUGAAUAAUGAAGUCCUCAAUACUAUUCUCUUGUACUUAUUCCCUGAUGCUGCUGACAAAUCAGCAGAUGGAUCUGAAGCCAGAACUAGCACUUCAACAGGAAACCUUCCUCCCCCAGACAACGAAGACUAUAAUCUCUACAUCCAAUUCAAAUCUGCUCCUUUGGAUAGUCUUACUUACAAACUGGCCCUUUGCCUUUGUAUGAUCAACUUCUACCAUGGUGGGGUCAAAGGAGUUGCACAUCUCUGGCAGGAAUUUGUCCUGGAAAUGCGGUACAGAUGGGAGAAUAACGUCUUUAUUCCAGGGUUAGCCAGUGGUGCUCCAGAUCUGAGAUGUUGUUUACUGCACCAGAAACUUCAGAUGUUAAAUUGCUGCAUCGAAAGAAAGAAAGAAAGAGACGAGGGGAAAAAAUCAAAUAGUUUUGACCGUGGGUCCAGUGACACUGGAAAACAAGACAGAGAUUAUCACAAGGAGAGUGAUAAGGAAAAGGGAGAAGUGGGGAAGUCUUGGGAGUCGUGGAGUGAUAGCGAAGAAGAAUUUUUUGAAUGCCUGAGUGAUACAGAAGAACUUAAGGGAAAUGGACAAGAAAAUGUGAAAAAAGGGGUUGCCAAAGAAGGCAGCAAAGAGACUUUACCCUUAAAGCCAGAAGGACGUCUACAUCAGCAUGGCAACUUGACUUUGCUCCAUCCUGGGGAACCUCUCUAUGUCCCAGUAACACAGGAACCAGCUCCUAUGACGGAAGACCUGUUAGAAGAACAGUCUGAAGUUUUGGCUAAACUGGGAACGUCAGCAGAAGGAGCCCAUCUUCGAGCUCGCAUGCAGAGUGCUUGUUUGCUGUCAGAUAUGGAAUCCUUCAAGGCUGCCAACCCUGGUUGUUGUCUGGAAGACUUUGUGAGAUGGUACUCGCCUCGGGAUUACAUUGAAGAGGAAGCUGUGGAUGAAAAAGGAAAUGUAGUCAUUAAGGGUGAGCUGAGCGCCCGAAUGAAGAUCCCAAGUAACAUGUGGGUUGAAGCAUGGGAGACUGCAAAGCCGAUUCCAGCGAGAAGGCAGAGGCGACUCUUUGAUGACACUCGAGAGGCGGAGAAGGUGCUACACUAUUUUGCAGUUCAGAAGCCAGCAGAUCUUGCCCGGCACCUCCUCCCUUGUGUCCUUCACGCAGCUGUACUCAAGGUAAAGGAAGAAGAAUCACUGGAAGAUAUUACUUCAGUAAAGAAGAUAAUUAAGCAGAUAGUCACCCACUCCAGUAAAGUGCUCCGGUUUCCAAACCCGGAAGACAAAAAGAUGGAAGAAAUCAUUGCUCAGAUUAUGAGUGUGGAAGCCACUAUUGCCCGGGCAAGAUCAUUGAAAGCAAAGUUUGGGAUAGAUAAAUGUGAUCAAGAGGAAGAACGCAAAGAUCUAGAAAAUUUUGUAAAUAGCUUUUUGGAACAGCCAGAGGUAUCUGUCAUUGGUGCUGGAAGAGGGCCUGCCGGCACUAUAAUCCAUAGACUUUUUGUGAAUGCGCAGAGGGCACCCACGAUGCUGCCACUCGAUGAAGAACUGAAGAGGUCCGGCUCCUCUGAUGAGAAAAGGCUGAAUUCGGGAUCAGUUGCAGAUUUUCCAUCACCGGCUGGGCGUGAGGUUAUAUUACGCACCAUUAUCCCUCGGCCUGCCCCUUAUUCUAAACCUCUGCCUCAGCGAAUGUACAGUGUUCUUACAAAAGAAGACUUCCGACUUGCUGGGGCCUUCUCAUCUGAUACAACGUUCUUCUGAUGUUACUGUGU
Messenger RNA from Euleptes europaea (tarantolino), 3015 nucleotides. RefSeq names its product RAB3 GTPase activating protein catalytic subunit 1 (gene RAB3GAP1). Gene Ontology annotation, biological process: positive regulation of GTPase activity. Gene Ontology annotation, molecular function: GTPase activator activity. The record is from RefSeq and is a predicted model, not a curated record. The transcript is spliced from 24 exons. Lineage: Eukaryota; Metazoa; Chordata; Lepidosauria; Squamata; Sphaerodactylidae. Bases 53 to 3004 code for a protein of 983 amino acids.